AUGAUAUCCACCAGCACACUCAACGCCAGACGGCGCCAGCUCAUCCGGUCUUAUGCUCCCGACUGCGUUUUCUUCAUCGCACUGAAUGAUGUACCCGGCUUCAAACGCGACUUCUCACUCGAGGACAAAACCUACGCUGUCCAUGAACGCGUUCCGCCCAUCGCACUCUACUUCAUUUGUGGAGCGGCGCCUUUCGUCCUGCAAUGCGUAAUCAAUUAUCUCACCGUGCGCUCUUGGUGGGACCUCCACAACAGCACCCUCGGAUUGCUGUUGAGUGUAGCGCUGGCCGGCGCGGUCACCCAGUUCACCAAAAUUACCGUAGGGCGCCCUCGACCUGACCUCAUUGCGCGAUGCAUCCCCAGAGCCGGGGCCGCCGACCCGACGUACGGGCUAUCAACGGCGGCAAUCUGCACCCAAACGGACAGUUUCAUGAUGACUGACGGCUGGCGAAGCUUCCCCAGCGGACAUUCCAGCCUGUCGUUUGCCGGCCUUGGAUUCUUGUCGUUCUACCUGUCCGGGAAACUUCACCUCUUCGACCACAGAGGUUGUGCGCCCAAAGCAUGGGCCGCCCUUACUCCUUUCUCAGCAGCGGCGCUCGUCGCCAUCUCGCGCACUAUGGACUACCGUCACCACGCAACCGACGUCCUCACAGGUUCUAUCCUCGGCGUCACAGCUGCCUACUUCUCCUACCGCCAGUACUACCCCUCAUUAGCGACCGAGUACUGCGAGCGCCCGUACUCGCCGCGCGUCGCGCGCGAGGAGCUGCUCCCACUGCACCGCCGCUCCGAUUCGCAGAGCACACCGAUGAUCGGCGGGGACGGCGACUCGGAAUACCCGUUCCGCGAUCAAGAGAUCGACCUCACGGAGGGGACGGUGCCGCGGGACGAGGAGGGCUAUGAGAUUUGAAAGCAUGCGAGCAGCGAGCAGACAAGGCCGCUCGAUUGACUGUUGUGAGAAUGUGGAAGGAUUUUGUGAUUUUUUGACGUAGUCUUCUGGUCGGCUUUGGAUACUGUGAUGUGGUUGCUUGGUGGUGUUAAGGGGGGGAUAGAAGGGGCGAAGGGACAUUCCCUGCCCUGCGUCUUGUGUUUUGUUGUUUGGAUGUCAUUUUGUAAGUCCCGGUAAUCGGGGCGACUAGGUACUUGACAAUCACAGCUGUAGUUGCGCUAGAGACGAGAACGUAUGCGAGCGGUUGCAAGG
Postia placenta MAD-698-R-SB12 is the source of this 1197-nucleotide messenger RNA. RefSeq lists its product as hypothetical. The record is from RefSeq and is a predicted model, not a curated record. Lineage: Eukaryota; Fungi; Basidiomycota; Agaricomycetes; Polyporales; Adustoporiaceae. The transcript has 10 exons. Gene Ontology annotation, molecular function: phosphatidate phosphatase activity. Bases 1 to 906 code for a protein of 301 amino acids. Gene Ontology annotation, biological process: phospholipid metabolic process.